Symbiodinium necroappetens is the source of this 1581-nucleotide messenger RNA. The record is from the annotation of a GenBank genome assembly. NCBI's taxonomy places the organism in Eukaryota, Dinophyceae, Suessiales, Symbiodiniaceae.
AUGCCUGAUGUUAGUGGCAUUUUGGCAGAAGUCAGCACGGAGGAAUCUACUGGUGACGAGCCGGUUCCAAAGGAACGUGAUCCAGUUGGGCCUCGGGAGGUGCCACAGCCGGGGGAAGAAGACAUGCAAGAUGUCCAGGACUACCGCAGCGUUGUAGCAGAGCACUUGAGCACCAUGACCUUGACUUCCCCGACAAUUCAAAGGGUGACAUCCAGCCAUCACGUUUUGAGGUGCUUCGGGCAAGCUCUGCGGAAUAAAACCCUCAUAGACUUGUACCAUUUCAGCAAGCCGGCCGUCAGGAUUUCCCAGUUUGUUUCACACAGUUGGCAUGGGUCGGCGAGGAAGAAGAUCGCUACCCUCUUCGUGCUGAAGAACGGUCCUGCAGCGGUUGCUUCUGGAAGCUUGUUGGCGCUGGUCAUGGUGGUACUGAGCAGCUUCAACAUAUUACAUGGCUAUGACCGGCAACCCAUGAUCGAGCAAGAGCGAGCCUAUGUUUUCGGACCCUGGGGGAUUUGCAUGGGGAUGCUGACUGCCUUUAUCGGCUUGACUUUCUGUGAACGUCGUGACGAGGUUUUUCUGGAUCGGCUUUGCAUCCAUCAGACUGAUCAGCGCCUGAAGUUGGAAGGUGUGCUGAACAUCUGUGCCUUCUUAAAGAAUUCCGACUCCAUGCUGGUGCUGUGGGACCCCAGCUAUGUUGAGAGGCUUUGGUGCAUCUUCGAAUUGGCUGCCUUCCUGAAAAGUCGCGAGACUGGGAAAGCGGCGAAGCUGUUCAUUAGACCUACCAUCCUCGGCCCCAGCUCUCUGGCAUCCUGCUUCGGUCUCUUUGCAUUGCAGCUGGCUCAGACCGCGGUUCCCUGGCAGAACGCGUCUCAUGGAACGAUGGUCUUCUCGGUCUUGGCCUGGAUUGGGUGUUUCGCGGUUACCUCUGUUUGGCGGAGCCACUACAGGCAGAUUGACACUAUAAAGACCCAACUGCAGAGUUUCACCAUUAGCAACACGAAAGCAAAUUGUUGUGAGAGAGGCCAUGUGGAUGCACAGGGCCGAAAGGUUCCUUGCGACAAGGCAGUGCUCACAGCGUGCGUCCGGCAGUGGUUCGGCUCUGUUGAUGCGUUCGAGGAUAAUGUCAGGUCUGGCGUGGCAGCUGCAUUGUCAGAAGGAUUGGGGAAGGGAUGGUUUCCUUAUCCUUACGUGCUUGCUGCCGCAGCACCCAUCUUAUGGGGUCAGGGCGACUUUAUCGCCUCCCGGCUGCGGGAGGGCGAGUUCUACAACGCAGGUGUCACCGCCAUCAUUGGCCUUGCCUACUGGCUCGCUGCAAUUCCCUUCAUCUUCGCCUGCGGUGGGCUUCUCGUCCAUAAGUUCCGCCGCAGGUACAGUCCCUGCUUCGAUGUGCUGGUGCCUCUCUGCGUUUCGGCAUUUCUAAAUCUGGUGCCAGGCGCCGGCAUGUUCUGGUUGCUGAUUGGUCUACAGGCGAUGCUCGAUGACAUGCUGGCCGCAGUGCUUUGGGCCGUGGUUAUGUCUUCUUCGGCCCUGCUCGCUUGGCGGCUGCGCUCAUCUUACGCUGGACAUCUUGGGCGUAUCUGA